Molecule: messenger RNA, 2436 nt
Organism: Chanos chanos (milkfish)
Lineage: Eukaryota; Metazoa; Chordata; Actinopteri; Gonorynchiformes; Chanidae
Product: volume-regulated anion channel subunit LRRC8C-like
Exons: 2
Coding region: 1-2436 (811 amino acids)
Molecular function (GO): protein binding
Source: RefSeq, a predicted model, not a curated record
AUGAUUCCAGUGAAUGAGUUCCGAAAUAUUGCCUCGGAUCAGAACCCCCAGCUGAAGGUGCUGAAACCGUGGUGGGACGUGUUCUCUGAGUACCUGUGCAUAGCUAUGCUUAUGAUUGGUGUCUUCGGUUGCACUGUGCAGCUGACACAAGAAAAAAUAUCCUGCCUACCAAACCGCAUCUCUGGGCCCAAUAAGCAGGACACAGACUGCAGUCAUGUCAGGGAUCACAAAGAGAAUGACAGUUUGUGGGAGUAUGCUGUAACGAAGGCUCUCAGCCCACACAUCAUUGAAGUCUUUGGUCGUAAAAAUGGCCUAGACAUCCACCAGUACGUCUUUGUCAAUCAUUACUGCUAUGAGCGGGCAGUCCACUGGUAUGGAAAGUACUUCCCCUACCUGGUGGUUAUACAUACAAUGAUUUUCAUGGUGGUGAGCAACUUUUGGUUCAAGUUCCCUGGGACAUCAUCCAAAGUUGAGUUGUUUGUCUCUAUUCAGGGCAAGUGUUUUGACUCGCCUUGGACAACACGGGCAAUCAGCGAAGUUUCAGAGGAACGUAAAGAAGAACGAAUGGUCACUUGGAGGAGGAAUACCAUGACAAAGUCCUUGCCUGAAAGUCCUACUGGAGGAGAAGAAGAAACUGUUGCCCUUCUCCGGUCCUCCUCAGUCAAGUCCAACCCUGAGAAAAAGGCUCCAGAUCCCCAACCUCCAGACUCUGUCUUGGAUAAGAAAGAAGGAGAGCAAGCAAAGGCUCUGUUUGAGAAAGUGAGAAAGUUUCGCACCCAUGUAGAAGAAGGUGAUAUCCUCUACCUCAUGUAUGUGCUGCAGACAUCACUCAAAGUCUUCCAGUUUGCCUUAAUAAUAAUUUACAGCAUUGUACUUGUGCCAAAUAUUGAAAUUGUAGUAAGAUGCCCCGUGCCUCCAGACCUUACAGGUUUUGAUGUCUUCUGCUGCAACAAUAACAAAGCCCACCUCUUCUCUAAAUUGGCCUACUGUUACAUCUGCUUUGUUGGGGUAUAUGGAUUACUAUGCAUCUAUUCCCUCUACUGGCUUUUCCAUCGGCCACUGAAGGAGUAUUCCUUUGAGCAUGUGCGUCUGGAGACAGGCAUCAAUGAUAUCCCAGAUGUUAAAAAUGAUUUUUCAUUCCUGCUACAUCUUAGCGAUCAGUACGAUGCCCUCUAUGCCAAACGCUUCGCUGUCUUCCUCUCAGAGGUCAGCGAGAGCAGGCUGCGACAAGUGAACCUCAACCAUGAGUGGACUGUCAAGAAACUUCGAGCUCGCCUGACCAGGAAUGCCAGUGAGAGGCUGGAGCUUCACCUCAUGAUGCUUCCGGGACUGCCCGACACUGUCUUUGAGAUACCUGAGAUAGAGUCCCUCAAACUGGAGAUGAUUAACAACAUCACCAUUCCAGCCAUUUUAACUCAACUUACGGCCCUUCAGGAAAUCUCUCUCGUCCACUGUCCUGCCAAACUCCAACUUGUUGCCCUCAACCACUUGCGGGAGAACCUCAAAGUGCUUCGACUUACUUAUGAGGGUCCAGAGCAAAUUCCCAUGUGGAUGUACACCCUACAGAACCUGGAGGAGCUCCACUUGAGCGGGCCUCUCACUAAUGAACUCUCCCGUAGUACCACUUUGGAUACACUCAGGGAUCUUAAAAAUCUGCGCGUGUUAACCUUACGCUGUAAACUUAUCAAGAUUCCCCCCAGUGUGGUUGAUGUGGCAGGUCAGCUUCAGCGGCUAAUUAUACACAACGAAGGUGGGAAACUGCAAGUUUUCAGCAGCUUAAAGAAACUGUCCAAUUUGGCAACUCUUGAGCUCACAGCUUGCGAACUGGAACGUAUUCCUAGUGCUGUUUUCAGCCUCUCCAAUCUGCAAGAGCUAGACCUCCGAGAUAAUAAGCUAACAACUGUGGAGGAGAUCCUGAGUCUGCAACAUUGCCGCCGUCUUACUACCCUUAAACUGUGGCACAAUGCUAUCUCCUACAUCCCGGAACACAUCAGCAAACUCCGCUCUUUGGAGACACUGGACAUCAGCUGGAAUAAGAUCCGCAGGCUUCCCUCUCGCCUCUUUUACUGCACCAAGCUGCGCCAUCUAGACCUCUCACACAAUCAGCUCACUUUCCUGCCCGCUGAGGUGGGCAUCCUUCAGAGUCUACAGUACUUCUCUGCGGCUUUCAACUGCCUGGAGUCACUUCCUGACGAACUGUUCUCCUGCAAACGGCUAAGGAUUCUGGUGCUUGGCAAUAACAGCAUUCCAUAUCUGUCCCCUCGCGUGAGCAACUUAGCCCAACUGGUGCGGCUUGAGCUGAAAGGCAACCGACUGGAAUCCCUCCCCCCUGAAAUAGGAGAAUGUAGCCAGUUAAAACUGAGUGGACUUAUAGUGGAGGAGAGCAUCUUAGACCUUCUACCCUCUGACAUUAGACAUCGUAUGACAGAGAGUUAA